UAUGUUAGUGUGAGGAGGAGGACGCUGAGCUGCCUCCACUCUCUUAUUACCUUCAUAUUUCAUUAUUUAUACAAUAUUUGAAAUGGCCUGUAGUAUAUUUAAUCAAAAGCGUGUUGAUGAUGAAGAGACCAUACGCUAUUGGCUGUUUCCCCAUCACAAGGAUGGCACACCUGUGGUGGAGGAGACCAAGCUCGAAGAACUGACUGUUCAGAUGCUUGCCCAUCUUGCUCAAUAUACCCAUCAGUAUAUAUGGAACAACCAAUCGUUCACUCUUAAAGUACAAAAGCAAGAAGUGUGUGACGAGGCCUCGGGUGUGCUUGGUCCUCACGUGAGUGGUGUAACAGUGGUGGGAGACUUACUGGAAGAUGAAUGGUUCAUUGUCUUCCUCCUCCUCACCCUCACACGAGACUUCCCAGGGUUAGUGUGUAGGUGUACUUGUACGGGGGUGAAGUUCACUUGAUCCCUGUGGCACGGUCACCAGCCUCGCUCUCACCACUGCCUUGUGGCACUCCCUCCAUCAUGGAUGCUGUCAGUACCGUCACCCGCCUCCCCCAACACACCAGAGCGUCACCCAAGGUCCAGAGCGCACUCACCCUCAGAGUAGAUGGGUACCCUGGCAAGAUCAGCAGAGAGCAGCACGUUGCCCACGCCUGCGUGCCCGUGGGCGUGGCUGCCCUCCUAAGGGAGUACCCUACCCUGGUUGCCCCUGCCGUCCACGCCUUCUGCAGGAGAGAUCUCAUAGACAACAAGGUGUUAAGAGUAAUGCGGCACUUCCCCCCUGAGACACGUGUCAUGACAGCUGUCCGCUUCAGCAAAGCUCUGUAUGCUCAGCUCUCAGCUCACCGCUACACUCCUGACUCUCGCACUGGCUGGAAUAUGCCUUCCCCUCUACACCCGGAGUUUAAAGCUCGUGAUGUUGGCAUGAAACUGGCUUGUGGUUUUGAAUUGUUGGUGUGUAGUGCUGGUGGAGUGACGCCAGUCUCUACGCCCUCUGACACUUCUACUCCAGACAUCAACUCACAACUUGAUCUAGCUGCCAAUCCUCGAUGGACUCGUUAUCUACAAUCUCUAAUUGAAAAAGGAUAUUUUCGGGGUGAACUAGAAGGCUCAAAGCUGUACAAAGAUCUGGAGGAGCGUGCUCGCCAGUUCUUCAUAACAAACAUCUUGUCUGGGGCCAGCUCUGAGGAUAACGAUGUUCUCUCUGCUGGGGCCAUCAUCAUCAAGCUGCUCGGAAAAGUUAAUGUUGAUUAUGAGUUUUACAAGGAAAGGGCAACAAGGCUUGUUCCCCCAGAUGAUGAUAGUUGGCUGCAGAUUACGCCCGAUGCUCUGGAUGAAUUACUUGAAGCUCAGUUUGGCAGUAUGGAUGUGCCUAAAGGUGCGGAUGAAGCAGAAAUGAUGAACUCGCUCUCAGCUUUCCUUGGGCACAUGUCUGAUCUAGAAGGUGCGGAGGUGCCAAAAGACCUGCAAGAUCGGAUUAGGAAGCUCUCGACACUUUCUACCGGACGAAAGAGCAGUAAAGGGAGAAAACCUUCUAGUCUUAUGGUGAAUCCUCAACUCCGUAAGGUCUCCGCACAAUCAACUGCUUCUGACACAUCUAACUUUUCUGAUAUGUCUUCGCUCUCCAACAAAAUUGACUUUAAUGCAGAUUCCUUCACUGAUGCAAUGGCUAAUAUCUUGGAACUAGGUGUCCCUGAGGAUGAUUACUGGAAUCAUUCAGAAGAUGAAUCAUCGGGCAUGAGUAGUUAUGGAGAAGAAGAGACAGGUGAUGUGAGUCUGAGCCGCAAGUCAUCCAACACACAGAAAUCUGCCGCAUCAACUGUGUCGGCAUCAUCAUCAGGCGUCGACACACACAUGAAGGAAUACAUGAGGGAGAUGGAGAGAGAACUAGCAGCCACCAACCUCGCAGACACAAUAACUUCCAACCACAAUGAAAGUGAUGGUGAUGAUGAAUUUGAUGAUGUGGAGGAUUUUUCACCAGUGAAGGUAGACAUGAAAGCUGUACAAGAUUUGGUCAAAACAUACACUGCACAAAAUGGCAUGCCAGGGCCAGCUUCUUCACUUCUGGGCUCUAUGGGUAUCAAGCCUAAAAAAUUGUAGUUCUUCUCUCAGCCUUGUGAAGUAAUUUUGGUGUUAAUCUAAUGCACAAGCAUUUACAGAUGUUAUUACAGUCUGCUCUCUUAUAAUGCUCCUAUAUAUAGUGUUACAUUAUUUUA
Cherax quadricarinatus is the source of this 2213-nucleotide messenger RNA. The record is from RefSeq and is a predicted model, not a curated record. NCBI's taxonomy places the organism in Eukaryota, Metazoa, Arthropoda, Malacostraca, Decapoda, Parastacidae.